AUGGCGAAUCUCCCGACGACCAAGACCAUCCCCGGCAAGGAGACGCCGGGGCUGCGCUACCCCUCCAACGGCAAGACCAUCUACCACCGGCCCCUGAACCGCACAAAGACGGCCGAGCUCAGCCAGUCCAGCUUCGCCUACCUCUUCAGCGAGAUGGUCUCGUACGCCCAGCGCAACGUCAAGGACAUUUCCGAGCUCGAGCAGCGCCUCAACGUCCAGGGCCACUCGAUAGGUCUCAAGCUCCUCGACCUCCUCCUCUUCCGCGAACCCCCGCGCACCCAGGUCCGCCCCCUGACAAUCAUCACCCUGCUGCACUUCAUCAAGCAGUCCUGCUGGCAGCACCUCUUUGGCCGCCAGGCCGACCGCCUCGAGAAGUCGGCCGACCCCGCCAAGCCCGACGAGUACAUGAUCAUCGACAACGAGCCCCUCGUCAACGCCUACAUCAGCGUGCCCCGCGAGAUGUCCCAGCUCAACUGCGCCGCCUACGUCGCCGGCAUCGUCGAGGGCGUUUGCGACGGCGCCGGGUUCCCCGCCCGCGUGAGCGCCCAUAACAUCGCCGCCCGGGACGAGCACGAGAUGUGGCCCGGCAAGACCGUCUUCCUCGUCAAGUUCCGGCCCGAGGUGCUCGAGAGGGAGAGUUACCUGGGCAAGAGCUGA
Messenger RNA from Colletotrichum higginsianum IMI 349063, 657 nucleotides. Its product is annotated as transporter particle component. The transcript has 2 exons. The record is from RefSeq and is a predicted model, not a curated record. Gene Ontology annotation, biological process: endoplasmic reticulum to Golgi vesicle-mediated transport. Bases 1 to 657 code for a protein of 218 amino acids. Gene Ontology annotation, cellular component: TRAPPII protein complex; TRAPPIII protein complex; TRAPPI protein complex. Lineage: Eukaryota; Fungi; Ascomycota; Sordariomycetes; Glomerellales; Glomerellaceae.